AUGGCCACGUCACGCCUGCUGCUGUGGCUGCUGCUGCCCACCCUCUGUGGCCCCAGCACUGCUGUGGAGACCACCUCAUCCCUGGCCUGUGCCCAGGGCCCCGAGUUCUGGUGUCAAAGCCCGGAGCAAGCACUGCAGUGCAAGGCCCUGGGACACUGCCUUCAGGAAGUCUGGGGACAUGCAGGAGCCGAUGACCUGUGCCAAGAGUGUGAGGACAUCAUCAACAUCCUCACAAAGAUGACCAAGGAGAACAUUUUCCAGAAAACCAUUCGGAAAUUCCUAGAGCGUGAGUGUGAUGUCCUCCCCUUGAAGCUGCUCGUGCCCCAGUGCCGCCACGUGCUGGAUAACUACUUCCCCCUGGUCAUUGACUACUUCCAGAGCCAGAUCACCCCAAAGGUCAUCUGCCAGCACCUGAGCCUGUGCCAGCACAGGCAGCCUGAGCAGGAGCCUAGGAUGCCAGAUCCUCCACCUGACCCUGUGCUGGACGCUCUGCCAGAUAAGCUGGCCCUCCCCGUGCUGCCAGGGGCCCUCCUGGACAGGCUUGGGCCUCAUACACAGGAGCUCUCCCAGCAGCAGUUCCCCAUCCCCCUGCCCUUCUGCUGGCUCUGCAGGACUCUGAUGAAGCGGGUGCAGACCAUGAUCCCCAAGGGAGUGCUGGCCGUGGCUGUGGCCCAGGUGUGCCACGUGGUACCCCUGGUGGUGGGCGGCAUCUGCCAGUGCCUAGCCAAGCAGUACACCAUUCUCCUUCUGGACGCACUGCUGGGCCGCAUGCUGCCCCAGCUGGUCUGCGGCCUGGUCCUCCGGUGCUCCAGUGAAGAUGGCGCUGGCCCAGCCCUCCCUGCUCUGGGCUCCCUGUCCGACGAAUGGCUGCCGCCAGCCUCCCAGUGCCAGCUCUGCAUGUCCGUGACCACCCAGGCCUGGAACAGCAGCGAGCAGGCCACGCCACAGGCCAUGCGCCAGGCCUGCCUCCGCUCCUGGCUGGACAGGGAGAAGUGUGAGCAAUUUGUGGAGCAGCACAUGCCCCAGCUGCUGGCCCUGGCGCCUCGGGGCUGGGAUGCCCACACCACCUGCCAGGCCUUGGGGGUGUGUGCCACCACGUUCAGCCCCCUCCAGUGUCUCCAGAACCCCCUCUUCUGA
Marmota flaviventris (yellow-bellied marmot) is the source of this 1137-nucleotide messenger RNA. It is a transcript of the gene Sftpb, whose product is annotated as surfactant protein B. Gene Ontology annotation, biological process: sphingolipid metabolic process. Gene Ontology annotation, cellular component: lysosome; multivesicular body; alveolar lamellar body. NCBI's taxonomy places the organism in Eukaryota, Metazoa, Chordata, Mammalia, Rodentia, Sciuridae. The record is from RefSeq and is a predicted model, not a curated record.